AUGAGUUUUCACAUCAUUUCUUGCUUGCUGCCUAUCCCUGAGCUGAGUAUGCUGCUGGCCGCAGCGGUUAAGCUGCACAUGCAUUUUUUGGGGGUAGCGAUGUUUGCGAUCUUAUAUAAUGUGCCGGUGCUCAGUCAAGAUAGGAAUGUAUUACCGCCCGCUCGCGGGCGAACUCAUGACGCAGCGCUACAUUUUCAGAUUCUUGACCUCGGCCGCCAAUAUUUCGUCUGGGUGUCCGCCGUCGGCCCAAAGCUGGGGAACCUGUAUCUGGCCAUCAAGACCCCGGCGGACAAGAUACCUGCCGUGGCGUCGCUGCUGCCUUUUGCUGGUGGUGGCGGAGGUGGAGGUGGUGGCGGAGGUGGAGGCGGAGGUGGAGAGGACUCAGCCAUGGCGCAGCGGCUGGCGCUAAAGCUGGGUAAGCCGGUCGUGUGCUCGUGCAACUUGCCACAGAAUGCGCCGCUGCUGCAGGCGGUUGCGGAGAGGCGGCUGCUUCAGGAGCUUCAGGCCAUGAUCCAAAAUGAGGACUCAGCAGUCGCAGCAGGGGCAGCAACUGAGGCAGAGGCAGAGGCAGGGGCAACCUAA
Molecule: messenger RNA, 582 nt
Organism: Volvox carteri f. nagariensis
Lineage: Eukaryota; Viridiplantae; Chlorophyta; Chlorophyceae; Chlamydomonadales; Volvocaceae
Exons: 5
Coding region: 1-582 (193 amino acids)
Biological process (GO): proteasome assembly
Source: RefSeq, a predicted model, not a curated record